This is a messenger RNA of Plodia interpunctella (Indianmeal moth), 3294 nucleotides long. Its product is annotated as protein sidekick-1-like. Gene Ontology annotation, molecular function: protein binding. NCBI's taxonomy places the organism in Eukaryota, Metazoa, Arthropoda, Insecta, Lepidoptera, Pyralidae. Gene Ontology annotation, biological process: cell-cell adhesion. The record is from RefSeq and is a predicted model, not a curated record.
GGAAAUACAUCGCGAUGUCGGAAAACUCGGUGAAAUUUUCAACAAUCGCGACUUGAAAAAAAUUGGCAACACUGUUUUUUUUUAUAGAAAUGAGAAGUUGCAGUGAACAUAGUGUGCACAUUGACGGUAAUCAGUAGUGUCAAGUAUGGUCGCGGGACCAAUUAAAACUGAUAAACGAGGAUGGAACCAGUUCAUGGGAGUCUUUAUUUUGCAUCUUUUGUUCAGUUUUCCAUAUGCGGCAAAAGCCCAAAGCCGCGCACCUCGAAUCAAAGAGCAUCCUGCUGACACGAUAGUUGGGAGAAGUGAACCGGCGACACUACGGUGCGUGUCUGAAGGCAAGCCAAAGCCCACGAUCCAGUGGUAUAAAGAUGGGGUGCCGCUUGCCCCUACAGAUCACCCUCAUAGGGUGCUGCUUGAAGACGGAUUGCUAUUUCUUAGGGUUAUGCGUGGUAAAAAGGAAAGCGAUGAAGGUGUAUACUGGUGUGUAGCAAGAAAUUCAGUUGGCGAGGCAGUUAGCAAGAACGCCACGCUAACGAUUGCAGUUUUACGAGAUGAAUUUAGAAUUGAACCACGUGAUGUCAAAGUGGCUAGUGGAGAACCAGCGUUACUUGAAUGUUCAUCACCUAAAGGUGGACCUGAACCUUCCGUACAUUGGACUAAAGAUGGCCAAAGUUUAGAUACUGAAGUUAAUGGAAGGAUAUCCGUAGUGAAUGGAGGUAAUCUAAAAAUACUGGAAAGUCUUCCAUCAGAUAGCGGUGUGUAUCGAUGUGUAGCAUCAAAUGUGGCAGGAGAAAGGCAAUCGCGUCCUGCAACGUUACUCGUGUUACGCAGACCACAUUUUCUAGUGAAACCUAAUAAUAUAACGGCGCUAAUAGGCCAGAACAUCGAGUUUCAUUGCCAAGCAUCACCAGAGUCUGAUGUAUCAGUAACUUGGUCACGUGAUAAUGGAUCAUUGUCGCCGUACGCAAUUAUUCGCCGAGGGUCUCUGAGAAUUGAUCGAGUGGUUGCUUCAGAUGCUGGCGCCUACACUUGUCGCGCUGAAAGUCAAGCCGGAUCUAGCGCUACAACUGCUAUAUUAACAGUCAACACAUUACCCUAUUUUACAAGAGUCCCAUCAGACCAAACAGUAUGGGAAGGAGAAGCGGUAUCGUUUCCUUGCGAAGCUGAGGGUUCACCAAAACCAGUUGUAUUUUGGACAAUGGAGGGUUCUCAAGAACUAGUAUUUCCAAAAUCAGCUCAUGGUACGGGGUCAUUGUAUCUGGAUCGGGUAUUAACACAACAUGCUGGCAGAUUGACAUGUGUAGCAGUAAGCGCUGCAGGCAGUGCUUCACAUACAGCAACUCUACAGGUGUUAAGAAGAGAAGCAAAUUCAUUUAAAGGGGAUCCAGAACUUUCAACUCCUCAAACUGAAUUGAGUAAACCACAAAACCAUCCUCCGAUGACUCAAUAUGAACUUGUACAAGCUCGGCGAUAUUUACAACAGGAUGUCUUAGCACUAAGACGAGUGGAAGGAAUCUCAUCGACUACGCUUAAAAUAGUUUGGGAUGUUAUGACUGACUAUAAUGAAUAUCUGGAAGGUGUUAAAAUAUGGUUUAAUGGGACAUCGCUAAACAAAAAAUAUUUAAUACACAAUGCUAACAAUUCGAAUGAUACUGACGAUUCAUUAGCCAAUUUUAUUAAGUACGAAAACUUUUCAAUGACCACAGUCCACAAUAGUGGAUCAUCUAGUCAUAUUCUCACAGGGUUAUUACCGUAUGCACAGUACGACGUGUUUUUGAUGCCAUUUUACAAGUUAUUACUAGGCAAGCCAUCCAAUAUGAAGACUGGAUUUACUGAAGAGGAUAUCCCAACGGCGCCGCCGCAAAGCCUUUCAGCCGGAGUGAUAAAUGCGACGUCAGCGUGGAUUCGCUGGGAUCCGCCUCCCGUACAUACUUGGAACGGUGAACUUUCUGGUUACUUGAUUGAAGUAAGGGUUGGUGGAAGUCCUGGUGGUAAGGUGGUUGGGCAGAUGUCUUUGGGAGCUCGGACUCGAGCAGCUGCAGCUAGUUCAUUGAGGGCUGGAGGACGUUAUGUAGCCCGGGCAGCCGCGGUUACUCGCCGAGGUCAUGGGCCUUUUAGCCUACCAGCUCAAAUACAUAUGGUUCCUACGCAAACACAAAGGCAUUAUGUUCAGACUGAGCCAGCGAGAGACAAAGCAAUAUUGUCUAUGUUCCAAGAAACGUGGCUUUUAGCUCUAUGUGUAGUGUUACUAGUCUUGAUUGUAAUCGGAAGCGCAGUUAUAGUCUUCAUUCGACGAAGAAAUACAAAGCAGAGAAAAAGUCAAAAUAAUACUGAUAAUUUUAUUUCUGGUGCUGCAAUUGCAAACGCUCAACAAUGUUUGUUAGGAAAAGAAGCGGUGUGGCUCCGAGAACGGCCAUUGUAUGAAGGUUCGAACGAACCUAGAAUAGAAAUUUUAAAUUGCCAUCAAAGUCUUUUACAUGGUGGACAUUCCAUAGGGACAAUGGCUAUGGAAGCAGAGUACACGUUGCCACAACAUCCGCACAUGAACGCAAUGCCUCAAGAAGAACACAGGAGAAUCGCACCAGAGCCGUACGCUACAAGUGCCAUAUAUACUGAACUAAAUUACAGGGAUCACACUGACGCAGAAGAUUCUUGUGUGAAAUGUGCCAUAAGUCCAGGUUCCUAUGAUAACAGCAUGGUACCUCGAUCCUAUGAAAGUAAUCAAUAUUCCAAUGAAGAAUGUUCGACAUGCUGUAGAAGUAGUAGCUCCACUUUAACUAAAGAAUACAGUGAAAUGACUAAAUGUGGAAAUGACGAUGAAGUUCAAGAUAUGUCAAUGGAAGAUUGUCCAUCUUGUAAAACUAAUCACUCGAGAUCAUCAAGCCAUCAUGAUGCUAAUAAAGAGUGGGCUGUGGCUGAAUUAGAUUAUGAUUAUCCUCAAUGGCAUUGGUUGGGGAAAGAAAACAGUUUUCGACAAGGAACGCAAGAUAUGAAUCGUUCUAACACGGGAAGGAGUGAAGAAAAAUGUAGGAUGAAUCUAUGCGAUAUAUUGCCGCCACCGCCAUAUGAAAGAGAAACAGACUACAGAGAAAUGCGUGCAUUCGGCAACCAAUCGGGCGCAUCAGCAUGUUCUAGCCAUUCAUAUAGAAGCUAAUUCGAUUUCCAUCGACAAUAUUGUAAACAAAUAUCAUUAGUACGUAAUUCAAGCAAUAAUAAACUAGUAAAUUGUAAAUAUGUAAGAAAGAUCUCUGCAUUAUAUUGAAUGUUAUGGUUAAAUUGGAAGACCGUUACACC